Messenger RNA from Spirodela intermedia, 7438 nucleotides. The record is from the annotation of a GenBank genome assembly. NCBI's taxonomy places the organism in Eukaryota, Viridiplantae, Streptophyta, Magnoliopsida, Alismatales, Araceae.
AUGAACUUCCGUUUCCAGAACCUGCUGGGUGCACCGUACAGAGGUGGGAAUGUCGUCAUCUCCGAAAACUCCCUCCUCUCUCCCGUCGGCAACCGCGUCUCGGCCACAGACCUUCUCAAGUCGGAGACCCUGACGUUUCCUUUUGAGUCAUCAUCGAACAUUGCCAGGAUCGCAGUCUCCCCUGACGGUAAUUUCCUUCUCACAAUCGACGACGCCUCGCGCGCUCUCUUCGUCAACCUCCGACGCCGCGUCGUCCUACAUCGUAUCUCCUUCAAGAAAACUGUGUCCGCCCUUAAAUUUAGCCCAGACGGUGCCCACAUCGCCAUCGGCGUAGGCAAGCUCCUCCAGAUAUGGCGUUCCCCCGGUUUCCGGAAGGAGUUUUUCCCUUUCCAGUUGGAGCGCACUUUCCCUGACUGUGACGAUGCCGUGACCGCAUUAGAUUGGAGUCCGGACUCGUCUCACCUUCUCGCCGGGUCGAAGGACCUGACGGUGAGGCUGUUCUCGUUAAAGAGAUCAAAGGGAAGCAACAAGCCCGUGUUAUUCCUUGGACAUAGAGAUAGAGUGGUUGGGGUAUUUUUCUGCGUGGAGAGGAAAACUAACGCGGUCUCCAGGCUAUACUCUAUUUCUAGAGACGGAGCAAUAUUUACGUGGAAAUUAGAGGCGAAUAAUGAUUUACUUAACUCUGAAAGGCACAUUUCGGAUCCUCCUUCACCUGGGACUCCAGAGCAGGAAGGUUCUCAGGCAUAUAUGGAUAGGAAUGUUGAUCAUAAAAGGAAGAAGAUUGACUGCGUUACUUUUUCGCUUGAAGGGGAGUCAGAAGCUUCACUUCUGGGGAAAUGGGAGUUGUUGAAGAAAGAUUUCUUUAUGCAGUCACCUGCGAAACUGACGGCUUGUGAUUACCAUCGGGAUUUGGACAUGGUGGUGGUUGGGUUCUCCAAUGGUGUUUUCGGGUUGUAUCAGAUGCCAGACUUUGUUUGUAUCCAUGUACUUUCUAUUUCAAAGGAAAAGAUAACAACUGCUUUAUUCAAUAAACUUGGAAAUUGGCUGACAUUUGGUUGUGCAAAGCUUGGGCAGUUACUUGUGUGGGAAUGGAGGUCUGAGACAUAUAUUUUGAAACAACAAGGGCAUUACUUUGAUGUAAAUUGCAUAGCAUUCUCUCCUGACUCCCAGAAACUGGCUACAGGUGCAGAUGACAACAAAGUGAAGGUGCAAAACAUGCCUCAUCAUGCCCCGUCUUUUGUACGCUGUCAUUAAUGCUUAAAUAUUUUGAUAACGCAUCCAUUUGCACGUUUUACUAUUCUAUAUUCCUUCUAUAUAGAUAGAUGAGAGCAAUGUUGUUCAGUUGUGUCUUGACUGCAGUCCUUGAGUUGUUUCUGUAUGAAAAAGUUAUCUUUGCCAUAUGAAAGUACAUUUUUUGCGUUAUUCAGUUUUCAUGGGAUUGUGAAAAAAAUUCGACACUUGAGAUAGGGACGUGUGUAAUGUACAUGAUGUUGAGGGGAAGCAGGUAUUACUUCUGUAAAAGAAGCCCUUACUUUGUGUUUAUAGAGGGAAAAUGUCGUGCACCUAUUACUUCUAUGCUGCCUAUGAGCAGGAGAGAGGAGGAAAAAUAUUGUUUCUAGUUUCCUUCACGAGGAACAAUUUUUCGUGAGGAAUUGAUAACUAUGGGAGUCUCAGCUUUACGCAGUCAACCUUCUUUAGGAAAUCUGUGGUUUCUGUCAUGCUGAUGUAAGUGUUUACCGUUACGAAUUACUUGCGUAGAUUAAUUGAAGAUUUCAGAGAGAUUUAUGACGUUAUUUCAUAUUCAUGAAAGGAUGGAGGGAGAUUCUUUACAUUUCUGUCGAUCGUGUUUCAUGUUUCUGUAGGUGCUCUUUACUUUUAAUUUGAUAGUUUGUUCGUCGGUACCAUUAAAUUUUCCAUCAGACCUUUGUCACUUGAUGCACUAGGUGUUGAUACUUUAAUUGUUAAUCUUUACUCUAGUCAGAUCUUCCUGCAGAAACAUAUUUCAAUAUAAACAUUGAUUAUAUAUCAAGGAAUCAUCGCUUAAUAUUGUGUUGGCCACAUGACUUCAGUAAAGAGACGGUGGCAAUGUACGAUACAAUUUGUUAAUGUUCAGAAAAUAAAAGGAAGAAAAUAGCAAAACGAAGUGACCAAGAUAAAUCCGCCUAAGUUAUUCUGAAAAUAGUGACGAUAAAAUAUUCACGAAAAGAAAUAAAGUUUUGUUUUGAAAGUGGGAUGGAUCGCAUAUUUGUCAAAGAGCAAAAAGGUAAACGUUCUGGUGUUUUUAGGAUGGUAAACAUUGACAAAUCCUUUUCUAAUUGUGGACUAUAAUGGGGGGGAAGGGUUUUCAACUGUACUGCAAUUAAUUUCACAUAGGAAAAUCUGUUGUCUUCCUUGUUUGCAUAAAGAUUGGGCCACAAUGAAGUAAUUUUACAGGUAGUUCUUCGUCCACACAAGGGAAACUUUGUAGCUAUUUAGUUCUUUGGAGCGUAAUUAUCUGGCUAUUGUAGAACUUGACAUCGUUUCAGAAAGUUAUAUCCCUGACACGUGAUUUUAAAUUAUUUUUGGAAUAAUGUUGGAGGAUUUUAAUGGAGUUGUUUAGGCUCUGUGUCCUCUGUUCAUUGAAGAUGCCAGAGACAUCACAUGUGAUGCAUAAUAUAUGAAGUCUGGCAUGGCCUUUUUACAUCUAGUAGAAAGUGGUCUCUACAUAUUUUCAUCUUGAUGUCUGUGCCUGUAUUAAAUUACAAUGUGAAGUUAGUUCUGUAUUUAUAAACUAAACCAUGGGGACCUAUCGUUUUCCCAUUUUUCCUUUCAGUUGGGAAUUUAUUAGUUGUAAAAGUUGUGCAUGAGACAAUUAAGGGGAAGGGGAAUAAAUAAAAUUAUGGUAAAUUGGCAUUAUUAUUAUUUUUUUUACCAUAGCGAAUUCGAUGUUACUCUUGAAUAUCAUUCAUGAACCAAUCUUGUGGAGUUGUUCAUCUUGUCAACUUUUCAAGCGGUGCUAUAAAGAAAGUGGAAUGGAAAUUGAACAGGCUUAUCUUCCGUUUCUGGUUACUAAUUUCACUUCUGAUGUUGAGAAAUCAAUAAAACUUGACAUAAGCAUCGACUGGGUUGGCACUAUUUUCUUUUUCUUCUGAUUACUUGUUCCUAUUUUCAAUGAUCUACUUUUAGAACUUUGGUCCCUUUAUAUUUUUAUUUUUAUCAUUUCACGGCCUUGCGUAAAUUCUUUGUUUUGUGCUUUUGGGAAGAUUUUACGAUGCAUCAGUUUAGCGUACUCCUUUGUGGAUUGUCUUUACUGUAAAAUGUUUCAGGUGCAAUGCCAUUUUUUCUGAUUACCAAACUUAAUUCGAAAUUGAUCUGUGCAGGUGUGGAUACCUUCUUCUGGUUCUUGCUUUAUAACGUUUUCAGAGCACACUAAUGCUGUAACCGCACUCCAUUUUGUUGCUGGUAAAGAUAGUCUUCUGAGUGCUUCUCUAGAUGGGACUAUUCGUGCUUGGGACUUGAUUCGUUAUCGCAACUUCAGAACAUUUACUACCCCAUCGUCUAGACAGUUUGUUUCGUUGGCAUCUGACCAGAGUGGUGAAGUGGUCUGCGCGGGGACCUUGGAUUCAUUUGAGGUACGUGCUUUAUUUAUUGCUGGGUUUUGUCAUUUUAGUACUCAAGACAAAUCUUCUUAUGAUAUUUUUAUUUUGGACAUACUAGAUUUUUCUAUGGUCAAUGAAGACUGGCCGUUUGCUGGAUGUUCUCAGCGGUCAUGAGGGACCUGUCCAUGGGUUAAUGUUCUCACCUACAAAUGUAAGAUGACUUUUGCUUGAUUGCUUUGUUGCACACUCUACAAAUGUAAGAUGACUUUUGUUUUUUGCACACUGUAAAAACAUGAAGCCCAUAUGCUAGUGAUCACUCAAUCACAUUCUGUGCCGCAUUAUUAAAUGUGGUCUUUUCUUUUUCCAACACUUUCCUGUUUACUUUUGGACACUUUCAAGUUUUUGAAAUAUUUUCUAUAUUAUAAUGUCGUACUGGCGGGUACUUACUAAAUUUUGUUUCACCUUUAUAUUCUCUUUCUUGUUUGAGCGGAUGUACAGCAGCGGAUUCCACAUUUUAAAAUCGUCAUAUAGAAAGUGUUAAUCUCACAAUAUUAAAUAAUGUGACAAUGUUAUUGUGUUGCGGCCUGUCGUAUUGUGAUUAGUUUUGUUCUUCUUUGAUAUUUGUGUCAUAUGUUUGAUGGUCGCAGAAUUCCAUGCUAUAUAACGUCAUCAUCAUAUUUCUGAUCCAAGAUGCUUUACUUUCGAAGAAGUAUCAUCAUUCGUGAUUUUUAUCCUAGAUAAAGCUAUAAGUAAUCUAAUUUGACUUUCAAAAUAUCUGGAGUACCUUUGGAAUUUCUCUGUUGUACAUGGAUGAUUAAGGAAUGUUUACUGACCUGGAAACUUCUCAACACGAAAAUGGCCUAAAGAAUUGGGUAGGUCAGUCUUCAUUCAGAAGUCCUCCGGUGCCUCUUCAGAUCUAUGUUCUUAUGACUAAGUAAGAAAGAUUUUGGAAACCUUUGACAAUUUUCUCUGAGGUUGUCAGCUAUAUAUGAAUUGCACUUGAGUUCUAAAGGAGUCAUCUUAUUUAGAAGUAGUUAUAUGAUCUACUGCAUGGCCUUGAAAUUUUUAUUGAGAGUAAUUUCAAACUCAAGAAAAUUGGCUUUCAAAAUAACUACUACCUCAAAAAUUGAUUCUGCCAGCAUAAUUACCUACUUCAUGUGUGCAAAGCGUCUUCAUAUAGGUGAGUUUGAGACUCAAAACCUUGCUCUGGUACUACUUGAUGUAGUAGAAGCCGAAGGAGAAACGAGAUCGUAGCCUUAAGGAACAAAAUCUACGAUCCUUUUAUUGUAUUAGAAAUUUUAAACGUACCGUUUCUGGUGUGAUAGGCCUGAAAGUACUAGAUUUCUUUGUUCUGUAUCUGUUCAAGGUAGUGAUAAACAACAUUUUUUCUACUUGAAAUUUUUAAGUCAUUAGCUUCACGAUAUUGCAUCAGUAAUUAUCAAAGUUCAGCAAGAUCUUUGAUUUCCGUGAUAUUCUGUUUCAUGAAUUUCUGAAUAUCUUACUUUGGAGCUUUCCGUUUUGUUGUCUAACUGUUUCUCAUGAUUAAGCCUUUUUUUUUCUUGUAGAACAUUUUGACUUCAUCCUCAUGGGACAAAACUGUGCGACUUUGGGACAUUUAUGGAAAGGGUGCUGUGGAGACGUUUACUCACAAUCAUGAUGUCCUUACCGUUGUGUAUCGUCCAGAUGGAAAACAGAUUGGAUGCAGUACAUUGGAUGGACAAAUUCAUUUCUGGGAUCCGGUAGAUGGCCUAUUGAUGAGCACAAUAGAAGGUCGCAGGGAUAUUGCUGGUGGACGUCUCAUGACUGAUAAGAGAUCGGCAGCUAACUCAAGUUCAGGAAAGUUCUUUACCACACUAUGCUACUCUGCUGAUGGAAGUUACAUUUUGGCUGGAGGGAACAGCAAGUACAUUUGCAUGUACGAUAUAUCAGAGCAGGUAAACUCAUCUUUUCUCCACUCUCUUUUCUGAAUGGUUUAUCCUUUAUUUUAGGUUUAUUAGUGCAUGGUUGUGGAACUUUGGCUGUAGUAAAUACUUAGGAAUAUGACUCUUGAUGGACGUUUAAGUUGUAGAUAGAUUUGGCGUUAUGCAUAGAACAAUGUUUUGAGAGGCCAGAUGGGUUUCUUCCUGCAUUUUUUGCUGUAACCUAUUAGGUCUAAUUAUUUCGAGAACUCGGUCUUAGUAUUUCUUACCCAAGCAUUGAACUGUUUUGCAUUGGACCAGGUACUGCUUCGUAGGUUCCAAGUAACUCACAAUCUUUCCUUGGAUGGUGUUCUUGACUUUCUGAACUCGAAGAAGAUGACAGAUGGGGGACCAUUGGAUUUGAUUGAUGAUGAUGAUAGUGACAUAGAUGAAGGUGUUGAGAAACAAACAAGGAAAAAAUUGGGCUAUGAUUUACCAGGAUCAUUGGCUAAUCGUGGGAGACCUGUUAUUCGAACAAAAUCUUUGAAAAUUGCACCAACAGGCAGAUGCUGGGCAGCAGCAACGACAGAGGGCGUUUUGAUUUAUUCUGUAGAUGAGUCAUUUAUUUUUGAUCCUACAGAUCUGGAUAUAGACGUAACACCUGAGGUAUUCUUUUUUCAUGAUUUUAUGGUUGCCGCAUGCCUACUUCUAAAGCUAGAUUAUUAUAUAUGUGACUUUUUCGAAUGAGGAAAUUUUGAUCAUUUUCUUACAUCUGAUGGAUUCGAUAGGCUGAAGAAAUUUUGUAGUUUGUAUCUGUUGAAUAUUCUGUUCUGACUAAAAUUAUGUGGUGUCUUGUUCAUUUUAAUGAGUGACAAUAAGUCGAACACAUGUUUAAGAUUAAUAAAAGUUGCUGUAAAUUGACGAGGACAUUUGAAAAGGGGGGAGUGUGGCUUUCAUUUCGUAUCAUAACUUGGUGUUAGGUUUUGAAUAAAUGCUGUUAAAUGCUUCACUGUGGAAGGGUAAAUCGUGUGGUUGACAUUUAUUCCUGAUCACAGUUUAGAAAUUCGUUUUGAAACAAGAAUCGGAACGAACUCAAUCCUUUUUUCUGAGGACAGUAGUAUCAAAGAAGUUACGUAUUUUUUCAAUCUACUUUUGAAAGAAAAACUGGCCUCUGGGAUGCUUAGAUGGAUGAUGAAAAUUAAGUGGAAUCUCGGUAUAUUGGGAGGUGGUUCCAUUUUGAUCAAAGAGUCAUUUUCUUGGUGCGCUAAUUUUUUUGCCAAAUCGUAUCCUUCGUUGCUAGCAAUGCUAUGACCUGCCUUUUUUGGAGAAUUGUUGGUCUGAUGUGAAAAAGUACACGAUAGCAUUUUAUAACAUUUUUGAUUUUCUGGUGUUUGUUUACUAGAAUGCUAUAAUGGAAAAUAAAUUGCGUUGAUGCAAGCGUUGAUAUCAAUGCAAUUUUUUUUUAUUCAGGCAGUUGAUGAAGCACUUGCUCAGAACCAACAUCAGAUAGCAUUAUUACUCAGUCUACGUCUUAACGAAGAUUCAUUAAUUAAGAAAUGUAUUAUUUCUGUGAGCCCAUCAGACAUUCCUGCUGUUGCCUCAUCAAUUCCUCACAAAUAUCUUCAGAGAUUAGUGAAGGCUUUUGCAGAUCUUCUAGAGAGCUGCCCCCAUUUAGAGCUUAUUCUUCAGUGGUGCCAGGUCUGUUGAUUUAAUACACAACUUCUCAAGCACACACUUUUGAUAUUUAUUUUUAAGUGAGGAUCCAUACUCAAGCUGUCGUUUUUUAUCUUCUUUCAGGAGCUCUGUAAGGUUCAUGGUGAUUUCAUCCAGAAAAAUUCUCAUAGUUUAUUUACAGCACUAAGAUACUUGCAUAAAUCAAUUACAAAAUUACAUCAGGAUCUGUCAGACAUGUGCUCGUCAAAUGAGUACUUGCUCCGAUAUCUUUGCUCCACGAGUAUUUAA